CAUCUUUUAACACGUUGAGGAAUCGAAACCGAACAGUAUCGGGGCGAUGAGUCAGUAUUGACUCAGCUGGAUUCUCAGUUAAAGCUCCUUCAGCUUCUCGGUUGAUGCUGCGGACGAACGGAAGAGGUAUUUGAGGGGCCGAUUACGCGGUCAGAGACAGCCAAAUGGGAUCUCGCGAAGAGCAUCUGCAGUCAAAGAAGGCUAAACAGUUAGAGGAGCUGCAGAAGGCACUUAAAAGCCUAAGCAUAGCUGUCAAAGCAAACCAGCAACAGAUCAGCCAACCAGGAAAACCUAAUACUUCGAGUAGCAGGCAACGAAACCGGCAACAUUCAAAAGAGCGAAGGCAUGGGACUGACCAGAGUAUUUCGGUGUUUAAACAAGCUGAAAGCCACUCCAGCUCCAUACAAAAGUCUUCUGGACGCCCUGCAACCAGUGGUGGGAGUCAACCUGUUACAGGGCCCAGAAACUUUGGAAGUCGUUCUCAUCCAGCAAGUAAUGCUAAAGAAAUAUCUGAAGCAAGUGUUCAAGAAAAACCAAGAGGACAGAGAGAUGGGCAUCAAAGAAGGCACCCACAACAAGUGCAACAUAGGUCGGAAAGUGUCUCUGUAAAGGAUACAUUUGAGCGCCGUGACCAAUCUGAACAUCAUAGGAGCAAAUCCAAGAUCUAUGGAAGUCAGCCUAACCUGCUCGAUUGUUCCAUAAGGGGUAAUGUGGAAAAUGAGAUGCACAGACAACAACAAGGAAUGAGAGAUAGGCACCAAGGGAGGCGCCCACAGAACUCACAACAUGUGCAAAAUAGGUCCAAGGACGUCUCAGAAAAGAACAGGUUUGAGGGACGUGAUCAACCACAGCAUCGUAGGAGAAAUCCCAAGCUUUGUGGAAGUCAGCCUAACCUGCGGGAUUGUGUGGAGAUUGAGAUUCAAAGAGAGCAGAAACCACGAGGUAGACAGCAUUUCUCUCGAGGAAUGGGCAGAGAGAACCAUCAUGCUACCCGUGAAAGUCAUUCACAGCAAAGUUCCAAACGACCUGGGAGUCAAACCUGUGAUAACCAGAGACAAUACAAAUUCACAAACAAUGUUAGAACCAACCCACAGACCCAAAAUGCUAGACCUUUUGCAGCCACAUCCAGUAAACCCGUUCAAUACAAGCUGUGGAGGAUAGACAGCCGAGAGCUCGAGCGGCUGACCGUGAUGGAACCAGAAAACAUUAUAACGAGAUUGAUUUCUCCAAGAAGUGGGCUCAAAGAGUUCCUGAAUCAGGUUAAUCCUAGCAAAAACUUAAUUGAGUCCUUUCUGAAAGUUCUUUGUUCAGCAUUCAAAUGCCAAUCCAAUCGACACAAUUUAAAUUAUCUCCUAGAGAUGAUCAAGGACUCCAUGUUUCUGAAGCGUAUCCUUCCUGAAUUUGUCGUAAGUGCCCAGACUGAAGUGUUGCCAGAGGCACAUUUGGAAAACUCUGCUAACCUUGCGUCUACAGUGAAAUUGCUCUGUGAGCUGAUUACUGUUUACCCUGCGAGUGCUUUUCUGGAAGUGUUUCUUCUAGCUCCAUUGGUGCAGUCAACUUCACAAUACCUCCAGUCUAUUGGCUUUCCUGCCUCGACAGAAACUGAGAAGAACUUGGAAAAACUGCAGCUGAUGGUUAGAAUUCUGCAGGACAAGAAGCGAGAUGGAGGUUUGAAAUCUGAUACCUACACCUACUUCACAGGGCCUGAGGUGGAAGACUUUAGGCACAUUUCAAUAUACCCAACCUAUGACGACAUUCAUUUAAUCAAAAAGCCUUAUGUGAGACCCAAUAUCACCACUGGAAAAUAUCCAGACACUGCCACGUACCUUGACACACACUUUCGCCUACUCCGUGAAGACUUCAUUCGUCCAUUAAGGGAUGGCAUUUCCAAAUUGUUGACUUGUGACCAGAGGGAUCUGAAGAAGAACAAAAUAAAUGACAUCAGAAUUUAUUUCGAUGCACAUAUACUAGGCCCACUGUGCACACGUAGUGGUGUCUUCUUUCAGGUUCAAUUUGAUGCAAACUUGCUAAAGUUUGUUCGAUGGGAGAGCUCCAAGCGACUGCUGUUUGGUUCUUUUCUUUGCCUAUCCAAAGACAACUUUGAAACUAUGCUGUUUGCGACAGUGGCAAACAGAAGCAUUGAAGAACUGAGAAAAGGUAUCACUACACUCAACUUCACAGAAGAAAGCCGACAUCAGCUGAUGGACAUUAAGUCAACAGACUCUUUUCUAAUGGUUGAAACGACUGCAUACUUUGAAGCCUACCGCCAUAUUCUGGAAGGUCUUAAAGAGAUUAAAGACAAUGAAUUACCCUUUCAGAAAUAUAUUAUCGAGUGCCAGCCCCAUGUUGCAGGACCAAAAUAUCUAACACAUGGUUAUCAAAACUAUACACUUGAGCCUUUGAUGAAGGAACAAACUUUCAAAAGCCCAAUGCAGUCCGUCAUGGCUGUGCUCAGUACCAAUCUGUUGAACGUUAACAGUGUGUGUGAUUUUAGAAAGUGGCCUUCUAAAGAAAAAUUAAACUUUGAUGAAUCCCAAAUGCGAGCCUUACAAACAGCUAUAACCAAAGAGCUUGCAAUUAUCCAGGGUCCGCCAGGAACAGGAAAGACCUAUUUGGGACUGAAGGCUGUCCAGGUUCUUCUGGCUAACAUGGAUAUUUGGCAAUCUGCUGGUGCUUCUCCCAUUUUGGUGGUCUGCUAUACAAACCAUGCAUUGGAUCAGUUUUUGGAAGGGAUCCAUAAGUUUCUGGACACUGGGCUGGUCAGAGUUGGAGGAAGGAGCAGCAGUAAAAUACUGUCCAAAUUUUCUCUGAACACGCUAAGAAGGGAGGCAAACUUCAGGAAAACUCUGCCAGGGUAUCUGAAGGGCGCACAUACUGUGCUGAUCGAAGAAAGGGAAAAGAUCCAGGGAAUAAUUGAAACGUUAGCCGCAUCAUUGGAAGCAAGCGAGAAGGGUGUACUUCAGAUGUAUACUUUAUCUAAACACAUUGCUUCGAAACACUUGGAGAGUCUCCAGGUGGCCUGUGAAGGUCGUCCUUCCCGUCAAUCCGGCAUUCUGGAGUGGUUAGGAAUAACAUCCGUGUCCACAUGUUAUUUCACAUCAAAAUCAACAACACCAGGCAAAAGCAAGGAAGAGAACCUGGAGGAAGUAGACUCAGUUGGCAGGGAGGGAGACACAGGAAGUCCCAGUAAUCUGACUGAAGAGGAAGAGUCAAUGGAAGAUGAUGGCGAGCUCAUUGAGGUGGGUGUGGAGGCUGAGCUGCUGCAAAUGCAGGGACUGAUUGGAGACUAUGACUUCCAGAAGCAAGUUCAGAAUGUGACUGUCCAUUUGGCUGCAAGCCAAGAACCAUUUUUUGACUUCAAUCUCAGAGAGACUGCACACCAUUCCGAAUCCCAAACUGGGAGUAAGGAUGAAGAUGAUCGUGAGCUGGCCUCUGAAGUUACUCCCUAUGGUCGAUCUGGCAUACUGGAAAAAUCAGAAUUAACAUCUGCACCCAAAUGUUACUUGACAUCUAACGAGCAAGCCACAGAAGAUGAUGCGGAGGAGACAGAUUCAUUUGUCACAGAGGGAGACAUAGGAAGCCCCAGUGAUCUGACUGAUGAGGAACAGCAAACGGAAGAUGAUGAGCUAAUUCAUGUGACUGAGGAGGCUGAGCUGUUGCAAGAUGAGAGAAUGAUUGGAGAUAAUGAUCUUCAGAGACAAGUUAGGAGUGCGACUGCCCGUCUGGCUGCAAUCCAGGAAAAUUUUCUGGCCUUUAAACCUGAAGACAUUGUACGCCCUUCCAAAUCUCAAGCUGAGAGUGAGGAUGAUGAUGAUUGGGAGAUAGUCAAGAAAACUAAGAAACAGAUGCGAGCAAUGGUGAAAAAACAGUUGAAGCUUACCAACUACAUGUCAGAAGAUGAAGCCAACAGCAUAGAUAAUGUUUGGGAACUCACACUGCGCGAUCGCUGGAGACUAUAUAGGUUAUGGUUGUCAAUGUACCAAAUGGGAACCAGACGUGAAAUGUUAUCACAUGAACAGCAAUAUCAGAAAAUUGUCAACCGUCUUGCUGAGUUGAGAAAUCAAGAAGAAAUGGUACUCCUUAGACAGUCUAAAGUAGUGGGGAUGACCACAACAGGUGCAGCAAAAUAUAGAACUGUCUUGCAGGACAUUCGGCCAAAAAUUGUGAUUGUAGAAGAAGCAGCUGAAGUGCUAGAAGCUCAUAUAAUCACCGUUCUUAGCUCAGCCUGUGAGCACCUCAUUUUAAUUGGUGAUCAUCAGCAGCUUCGUCCAAGUGCGACUGUGUAUGAACUUGCAAAAAAUUUCAACUUGGACGUUUCCUUGUUUGAGCGGCUGAUAAAUAUGAAUGUGGAGUUUGUCCGGCUCAAUUAUCAACAUCGAAUGCACCCUGAAAUUGCAAAACUGAUAACUCCACACAUCUAUGACAAGUUGGAAAAUGCAGAGUCUGUGAAGCUGUAUGAAAACAUCAAGGGAAUCUCAACCAACCUCUACUUUAUUGACCAUCAGCAGCAGGAGAAUAUAAUCAAGGAAGGAAAAAGCUUUCACAAUGCACACGAAGCUCUGUUCGUGAAGGCCCUUUGCAAUUAUCUCAUCCAGCAAGAUUACAAACCAUCGCAGAUAACGAUUCUUACCACCUACUCAGGACAGUUGCUUUACUUAAGGAACAUAAUGCCAAAAAAUCAAUUUAAUGGUGUUCAGGUCUGUGUGGUGGACAAAUACCAAGGGGAAGAGAAUGACAUAGUGAUUCUGUCGCUCGUUCGAAGUAAUCCACAGGGUGUGGUAGGGUUUCUGCGGAUACCAAACCGUAUCUGUGUAGCUCUGUCUCGGGCAAAGAAAGGCUUCUACUGCAUAGGCAACAUGAGUAUGUUGUCAAGCAAAGUCCCGCUGUGGAGGGAAAUAGUUGACUGGCUACGCAGCAGUGGCAAUAUAAGUCCCGCACUGAAAUUGUGCUGCCAAAACCAUCCGAGAAACAACGCUUUGGUGUCGACGGCUGAUGAUUUUAGACAGGCUCCUGAGGGAGGGUGCUCCCUGCCUUGUAAUGUCCGACUGAAAUGUGGCCAUGCAUGUGCCUCUCCUUGCCAUCCUUCUGACCCGGAGCAUGAGCGGUAUAAAUGUCUCAAACCCUGUCAGGUCCUCUGCAAGCAGGGACACAGAUGUCCUAACCUUUGCUCUGACCCGUGUGACAAGUGUAACUUCAAGGUGACCAAAGUUAACCCUCAGUGCGGCCAUGAGCAACAGGUGUCCUGCUCCGUUCCAGUGGAAGCGUUCAUCUGCCAGGAACCCUGCAGCAAAACCAUUGGCUGUGGCCACCAGUGCAUUAGGCGCUGCGGGGAGUCCUGCACCAAGAAGUGCCCCGCAAAGGUCAAGGUCACAUUGAGGUGUGGUCACGAGAGGCAGGUGCUGUGCCACUUGCAGAAGGACACCGAGCUUACCAGUGGAACCUUGCUGUGCCACCUGACAUGCAGGGUGCAGCUGGCGUGUGGCCAUUCCUGCCAGGCCACUUGCAUCGAGUGCGCUGGCGGGCGGCUCCAUGUACCCUGCAGCUUUCCGUGUGGGCGGACAUUGAUCUGCUCUCACAGGUGCAGCGAGUACUGUUCCACAGAGUGCCCUCCUUGCGGCAGGGCCUGUGAGAACCACUGCCCACAUGGCAAGUGCCCAAAGGCGUGUGGCGAGCUGUGUGUGCCCUGCAUGAAGCCCUGCGAAUGGGCCUGCCCACAUUCCCGGUGCACGAGGCUGUGCCAUGAGCCUUGCAACCGGAAGCCCUGUGAUAGGCCGUGCAACCAAAAGCUUCAGUGCGGGCACCCAUGUAUUGGCCUGUGCGGGGAGCCAUGCCCCAGCAAGUGCCGUGAGUGCGAUGAUGCUGAAGUCACUGAGAUAUUCUUUGGAGGGGAAGAUGAACCUAAUACCAGGUUUAUCCAGCUGGAAGACUGCCAUCACAUCUUUGCAAUGUAUGCAUUUGAUGACUGGAUGCAGCAGUCUGAAGGUGCCGGGUCUGAGGCAAAGCUCAGCCUUUGCCCCAAGUGCUCAACACCAAUUCGAAGGAAUGUGCGCUAUGGGAACACCAUCAAGAGCACUCUGGCUAAAAUAGAGACAGCCAAAGCAAAGAUCUUGGGAGACAAAGAGGAGCUGAAAAGCUGGAAGAAAAGUCUCAAGCAAUUUCUGGACGCAAAGAAGGAAUUGUUUGAUUGUUAUCUGACGAAAACCCUGGACCUGCAGCUCGAGCUGCAAGAGCCAAACAUAAAUUUGCACAAGUUGGCCAUCAUCAGACAUAAGAUCAGCCUCCUUUCCAAAAUUGCUGAAUUGAAAUCCAAAGGAAAUGAGCUACUGGAAGAACAGAGAGCAAAGAUCCAAGAUGAAAUGGAUUUGCAGGUAAAGUGGAUCAUGAAAAGCAGAGUUCAGUUCACUGAUCAAGAGAUUGCAAGCAUUGAACGAGAAAUAUCAAAGUUAACCCAUCUAAAUGACAUAUACUUAAUUCAGAACUCGGUGCAAAAGCAAAGGAAACUGUUUGAUUUAACAUCCCAGUUUACAAUCGGAGAGCUUCUGCAAGAACUUGAAGGUGGGAAAGCAAAUCACGAAGAGAAAUGGUUGCAAGAAAAUGUCGAUAGAUUGAAAAAGAAAUAUCCCUUAACGGGAGGAAAGUGUUAAGCCUACUGAGACUUGUUGCUGUAAAACUGACUCAUUUUAAUGCAUUUGGUGAUUGAUCAGUGACUUUGGAAUUAGCAGAAAAAAAUUAGCAUCUUUACAAAGGCAACCAGGAUAGCUUCAGAAAUGACUAACAUGCUAUAAAAUUACUCAGGAUUUAUGCUUCAACUAAAUUGCUAAUGGUUUGGAUUGUAAAGUAAAAUGCUGCAACCGUGUCAUACACAGCCACUACUAGCUAUGUCAGAGUGUGUAUAUAAUGACUAAGUGCUGGGUUUAAGCAAUGAUCCAGUUUCUCUUUCCUGUUGCACGCCCCCCCCCCCCCCCACCC
This is a messenger RNA of Carcharodon carcharias (great white shark), 6969 nucleotides long. Its product is annotated as NFX1-type zinc finger-containing protein 1-like. The record is from RefSeq and is a predicted model, not a curated record. The transcript has 19 exons. The coding region runs from base 165 to 6644 and encodes 2159 amino acids. Gene Ontology annotation, molecular function: zinc ion binding; helicase activity. Gene Ontology annotation, biological process: regulatory ncRNA-mediated heterochromatin formation. NCBI's taxonomy places the organism in Eukaryota, Metazoa, Chordata, Chondrichthyes, Lamniformes, Lamnidae. Gene Ontology annotation, cellular component: nuclear RNA-directed RNA polymerase complex; nucleus.